Messenger RNA from Nannospalax galili (Upper Galilee mountains blind mole rat), 5707 nucleotides. It is a transcript of the gene Pfkfb3, whose product is annotated as 6-phosphofructo-2-kinase/fructose-2,6-biphosphatase 3. The transcript has 17 exons. The record is from RefSeq and is a predicted model, not a curated record. Gene Ontology annotation, cellular component: cytosol. Gene Ontology annotation, biological process: fructose metabolic process; fructose 2,6-bisphosphate metabolic process. NCBI's taxonomy places the organism in Eukaryota, Metazoa, Chordata, Mammalia, Rodentia, Spalacidae. Gene Ontology annotation, molecular function: fructose-2,6-bisphosphate 2-phosphatase activity; ATP binding; 6-phosphofructo-2-kinase activity. The coding region runs from base 1581 to 3101 and encodes 506 amino acids.
AUUGUGACUGAAUGAGUGGCUUCCUGCAGUGCAGUACACACCUGUCUUGUGUCGUGAGCUAAGGGAGAGGAUCGGGAGAGGAAACGAGGGCAGGUUCACCCCAAAGAAAAAGUGGCCGGGAGUGCAAGGGGAGAUGGCAUGAAUUUAGCAGCCCCCUUGAACGAGGGGUCAUCCCGCAGUAGUUCUUGCAGGGCUUUUAGUCAAGCAGUGGAGGUGGGAAUAGGGUCUAAUUUUAUUCACUUGGAGAGAUAAAGGGUUUAGGGUCCGUGGCGAAUGGGAAAACCAAGAUGCCAACUGCUCCUCUCCACCCCCAAGUUCCUUUUCAGCCGCUCGGGGGCUUUCCUGCCCUCUCCAAACGCCCAGCACCACAAGCCUCUCCAGAUUCCAGGAUGGGGGCUGGGUGAGGGGAGGGGGAGUCGCGCUCAGCCCGGGUUUCCAAGGGAUUCGGGAAAGUAUGUGUCCGGAGGUGGAAGUAACAGGAAGCCCCCUCCCCGCGAGGCAGGGGGACAUGGCGGGUGAUGAAUCACGGGGAUUACCGGGAAGCAACAGUGGCGUGGGUCUUCCCUUGGACCGUGAGGGCCCCAAAGUGUAACUGGGAUGCCCAGAGCUGGGGGCGCACUGCUAGAAAGGUCUAAUUGGUAGGAUGCUUUAUCUUAAUCAGCAUCUCUGGGGAUCCGGCCGUGGGCGGCGGGGACCAGACUGAACAUCAUCAGGUCGCUGCUGCUCCUCUUCCCAGACAGCUUGGGAAAGUGGCUGGCAUUAUUCGGGGACGCUGUACCAGGUGUCCUUCGCGAAGUAUAACAGGACUACAGAGCCAGACGGAGGGAGCUGGGCAGUCUCAGAUGACCGAGUCUCUGUGGCAGAACCGGCUGCCCUGGUCCGCCCGCAGGGGGCGGCCGCAGGCUGUGUCUAGCCGUGCCCACCCUCCUUCUCCACGUGAAAGGGGGCUGGGACGCAAAGAAUGCGGCCCGCCCCGAGGCUGACGCGCCGCAUUGCUGGUCAGAUCUUAAAAGGCCGGGCAGUGCGUGUGGCAUCCCCGGAGAGCAAGAGAGAGGGCGAGCGGCGGCGCUAGGCGGCCAAGCGCGCCAGUCACGGCGCUCCAGCAUCCCCGAACCUCCCCAGCAGAGCCACCCGCCGUGCGCUCAGUCGCCAGCCUGCACACCCUCUCCUCGCUCUGGGAUCCCCGCACCGGCUACCCUCCAGCACUUCCCACAAAGCACGUUUCCCAAAGGCGCGCCGGGGAGCGUCCUGCAGCGCGCAGGCGGACGCACCCUUCCUCUCCUUUGUUCCGGGGGGAUCUGCAGCUGCUCUUCUCCCCAAGUCGGACUCUCCUCCCGGGGUGGCGGGUCUCCGAGUGCAGCUGCGAAGAUGCCUUUGGAACUAACCCAGAGCCGGGUGCAGAAGAUCUGGGUGCCCGUCAAUCACCGACCCUCGUUGCCCAGAUGGCUGACUCUCCUGUUUAUCAUCACUGAAAAUCCAGAGCCUGCUGCUUAGGUGAAUUAUUACCCACUUGGAACUUCAGAUUCCUCAUAUUCUAAACCUGUGGGCCAAAGCUGACCAACUCUCCCACAGUGAUUGUGAUGGUGGGCCUCCCAGCCCGAGGUAAGACUUAUAUUUCCAAGAAGCUGACUCGCUACCUCAACUGGAUCGGCGUCCCAACAAAAGUGUUCAAUGUGGGAGAGUAUCGACGUGAGGCCGUGAGGCAGUACAGCUCCUACAACUUCUUCCGUCCUGACAAUGAGGAAGCCAUGAGAGUCCGAAAACAGUGUGCCUUAGCUGCCCUGAGAGACGUCAGAAGUUAUCUGACAAAAGAAGGAGGACAGAUUGCAGUUUUCGAUGCUACCAACACUACUAGAGAGAGGAGACACAUGAUCCUUCACUUUGCCAAAGAAAACGACUUCAAGGCAUUUUUCAUUGAGUCUGUGUGUGACGACCCUACAGUUGUGGCUUCCAACAUCAUGGAAGUUAAAAUCUCUAGCCCUGAUUACAAAGAUUGCAACUCGGCAGAAGCCAUGGACGACUUCAUGAAGAGAAUCAAUUGCUAUGAAGCCAGCUACCAGCCUCUUGACCCUGACAAAUGUGACAGGGACUUGUCACUGAUCAAAGUGAUUGACGUUGGCCGGAGGUUCUUGGUAAAUAGAGUUCAGGACCACAUCCAGAGUCGAAUUGUGUACUACCUGAUGAAUAUCCACGUGCAGCCCCGCACCAUCUACCUGUGUCGGCAUGGCGAGAAUGAAUACAACCUCCAGGGCAAGAUUGGGGGUGACUCGGGCCUGUCUGGCAGAGGCAAGAAGUUCGCCAGUGCCCUGAGCAAGUUCGUGGAAGAACAGAACCUGAAGGACCUUCGUGUGUGGACCAGCCAGCUGAAGAGCACCAUCCAGACAGCGGAGGCACUAAAGCUCCCCUAUGAGCAGUGGAAGGCACUCAAUGAGAUCGAUGCCGGUGUGUGUGAGGAGCUGACCUAUGAGGAGAUCAGGGACACCUACCCUGAGGAGUACGCACUUCGAGAGCAGGACAAAUACUACUACCGAUAUCCAACAGGCGAGUCCUACCAGGACCUUGUCCAGCGCCUGGAGCCCGUGAUCAUGGAGUUGGAGCGCCAGGAGAAUGUGUUGGUCAUCAGUCACCAGGCAGUCCUGCGCUGCCUACUGGCCUACUUCCUCGAUAAGAGUGCAGAGGAGAUGCCAUACCUGAAAUGUCCCCUUCACACCGUCCUGAAACUGACACCUGUGGCUUACGGGUGUCGUGUGGAAUCUAUCUACCUGAAUGUGGAGUCAGUCAGCACACACCGGGAGAGGUCAGAGGCUGUCAAAAUACAACACUUUGCCAGUAUAGUCAGACCUUCCUCUUACACCGAACUUGACUUUCUGUCUGUGGAGUCCGAAAAACAGGAUGCAAAGAAGGGGCCUAACCCACUCAUGAGACGCAAUAGUGUCACCCCACUAGCCAGCCCCGAGCCCACCAAAAAGCCUCGCAUCAACAGCUUUGAGGAGCAUGUGGCUUCCACUUCUGCUGCCCUGCCCAGCUGUCUGCCCCCGGAAGUGCCCACGCAGCUGCCCGGACAAAACAUGAAGAGCUCCCGGAGCGGUGCCGACUUCUAGAAACGUUGAAGCAGACACCUGGGUUCCAUUCCAUUUCCAUUUCUACGGCUUGCCUUGCGCCCUCCCAUCUACCAAAGGCCAGAUAUACCAAGGACUUCUGGACUGGGGUGGGUUGAGGGAAAAGAGGGGGUUCCUUUUGGCUGAAGAGCAGCUCCACCCCCACAAAUGUUGAGGUGGCAGACACAGUAGAAAACCCUGCAGAUCCCUGCAUCCUGGGGCAAGCUGAGACCUCCCUAUCCUCUGUUCUUCUCGAGCUUCCAUGGGUGUCGGAUCUCACAGAAACCUCACAAGGCUUGGGAGGACCACAGAACUGGAGGCGAUGAGACAAAACCCCUAAGUGGGGAUGCUGGGUGCCACUGUGCUGUUUUGCUUUGUUUCUUUGGAUCCUGAUCAGGCAUGAUAGUUGAGAGACAAGACUGGCAAAGAAUCUUGAAAUUAAGGAUGAUUUAGAACCCCAGUCACCAGAGGGUCAGGGAUGUUCAGACACGUGGCUCUUUUAUUUAUGCAUCUUGCCCUGAACGGAUGCCUCAGUGACAAGGGUCUUGGCCACACGCUGCAUUGUUCUGAGAAGUCCCUGAGCUGAGGCCCACCUGUCAGCUGGGCAGUGACAUGCCCUGACUUCUCUGCACGUUCACCUGCCUUCUGGGCCCUGAGUUAAGGGACAGACUCGCUGUGUCAGUGAAAAGAAGCAUUCUGCUGAAAGAUGGUAACUGGAGGUUCCUGGGCCUUCUGUUCUCCUCCGUGGGCCCAGAAGUACCUGAGCAAAUCCUGUGGCUGUUUGCUUUGCACUUUUUUUUGUGGCAAAAGUCACACCUCUCUCAAGGAACUUAUAUGUAAGGGUGUUGGCCCUCUAGGGCCUGGAGCUGGUGGAUGUGAGGAGCUGGAUGUGUUCAUGGGGUGAAGAAGCUCAAAGCCUCCAACUCUGGGAGGUGACCCAGAGCGUCAGCCUUCCUUCCUUUAGGAUGCUUGUCACCCACAUUUCCCAGGAAGGGGCGAUGGCCCACGUAGGGCUCGAUCCAGGCCACUUGCUCUCAGAGCUGUCUCCACGUUUUGGUCAAGUGUCUGCUGUGUGCCUGGCACCAUGCUGUGUGUUUUGAGUUCACAAGUCUACAACAUUGUCCUUCCCUUGGCUUCAUGGUGCCUGUGACAUUUUUGCAUGGGUUGAAAGCAGGGUUUAUGAGACAUGUUGCAACUACCUAUAGUUUGACCGACCGGUUUCUCUUUUGUCCACUCAGAGCCUGGGGAAGAGGGGGAUAUCUUAAGCCCAGAAGAAACCAUUUAGAAACUCAACGGUAUAGUUAGGUCAGGUGACCCCACAGCUGGUGCGAAAGGUCACUUUCCCUCCUGCCUUCUUCUUGUAAGCCCUGGGGAUCCAGCCCUUCCUAGCUCAGGGAACAGGCCCCGAGUGAAGGUGGGAGAUGCAUACAUCUGCAGCUUCGAGUGGAGAGGAGAGCUACUUUGUUUAUUUGGGGGAAGGGGAGGGAGGACUUCAAAGAAUGCACAGCUCUGCAGUUGGAACUGAAUAGGACAUAGGGACAUGCUUUGGGUUCUUUGUAUUUUUUCACAGCAAACCACUCAAGCAGUCCACGCCCAGCCCAUCCCCCUUUUAAUUGGCACGCCACGAGACUAUAUACCUAUUCUGGGCUGUGAAGACUUGGGCUGUUUUUCCUCUUACCUAGCUGCUUGAGUCUUGGCAGAAUUAGGCAGUGCAGGCUUGUGCCCGGGUAUGUGUCUAAGACCCAGGGCCUUACAGCUUUGCUGUGCAGCCCUACCUAACUCAUGGUGAUCCUCCUGCCUUAGCCUUCCAAGCUCUGGAAUACAAGCAUGUCUGGUGGUGUGACUUUGCUCCUGAAGGUGGUUUCUUAGGUGUCCCUUCUGGCCACAUUCAUUGUGGAACCAACGCUUUGAGUGUAGAGACUCUUGAUUCUGAGACAGAUAAGUGUUCUCACCUGUGACCAACUUAAAGUCAGUAUAUGAAGGUCUCACCCAGUGUGGCUUUUCACAUUCUAUGACGGUGCAUGAGUACGAUCAGGCAGGGGAGACCCUGACAGAGUGGAAUGUCACUUAAUAUGACAACCAGUGACUUGAUUUUGAAGAGGCAUAUGGAAAGAUAGAGUGGGGGGAGGGUCUGGACUGCGGUCAUGGAACUUUGGCUUCUACUCUCCCCCCUGCCAAAAAAAAAACUCCAACAAAACAAAACUGGGACCAAUGUUUUUGACUUUGCUUUUUUGGGUAAGAUUCCCCCUCUCCUUCGACUAUGGGCAAAACUCUUCAUUUGGGGGGAGAAGAAAAACUGUUUGAACCACACCAAUGAUAUUUCAUUUGUAAUACUUGAAAUUUAUUUUUUUAUUAUUUUGAUAGCAGAUGUGCUAUUUAUUUAUUUAAUAUGUAUAUGGGAGCCUAAAAAUAGAAAGCUGUAUAGACUGGGUUUAAUUGUUUACUGGUUUGGGGCCUUUCAAUGUGUGGUUGAUGGCUUUUGUGUUCUGUGUACUUGUCUCAGUCAAUGACCUGGGAAGAAGCUGUGUCAGCUUUCAAACAGGGAAUGCCUUUCAGAAAUUUGUAUAUUUUGCAAUUGCUAGACAAAUAAAAUACCUGGUUGAGAUACA